AGGAGGAUCUCUGUUGUCAGCAACUGCGAGACUGAGAGACCCCCCCACGGGAUGUGACGCGAUAGGCCCUCUCCCUGCUCUAUGAUUGAUGUGUGGCACGUGCCUUAGGGGCGUAGACGAAGCACAUAGGUUAUAUAAGCUAGAGUUCACGUGUAAUAAACGCCAUUUUGCUGUUCAUCAUAUUGGUGUGUGCGUGCAGUCAUUUGGUCCUGGCCUGGUUUUAGGUCAGUACCGCAGGAGGCAAUGCAACAUUGGUGCCCCGUGUGAGGAACCAGUGCGGAACCCACUUGUGAGGAUCCCCCUUGCAUGAGAAGCCAACUUGCGUUAAAGUCUCCUGCGUGCCUGCGGAAUUUCCAAUGCCGUAAUGAGGUAAUUACGGGUUGGCCGUGGAAGACCGUGGUGUUGCGGUAUUUCACCUAAGGGCGUGCCUGCAGCAGCUGGCUGCUGUGGAAGUUCGAGGGUGGGGAUAGCCUGUGGUUGGUGGCAGGUCGCUCUCGAAUUCGGGACAUCAGUGCCGCGCUGGUGAUGGAUCAAGUUAUUAAGUUGGUCCUUCAGUUCUGUAAGGACUAUCACAGCAGGAAUGCCCCUUCUAAGAAGGACAUUUCAGUUGUACUUAUUCGCCUGGAAAAGGAGUGGAAUCUUCCCUCCUCUCAGGACAUUUUAGAUCCUGAUAAAUGGGAUCAGUUUACAUCCACGCUUGCACAGCGUGCGAUAGAGGAGCAAAAAGCAGCGGAGCUAAAAAUCUGGGGGUUAAUUCUUGGGGCUCUUAAAGCCGCUAGAGAAGAAGAUAGAAUUCCUGAGGCUGCGCGCGUUACGAUAGGUUUGGAAUUUACUAACACCGAGAGAAGUGGCGCGGGAAGCGUACUUUCUUGCAGGUCCCCUGAGGAAGAGAACGCCGCAGAUAUGCCCUCAGCUAUGGCGACUAACAUCUCGUCCGCACCUUCGGCACCCCCCUUCGCUCCCCCCUCGGCUUCAGCUUCGCAUAAACAAGUAGAAGAAGACUGCGCUGAACUGUCUGCACUUUUAUCAUGCAACACCGGCCAAGUGCAGGAAUGCAAGGUCGUUGAAACUCCCCAGCCGUAUCCACGACAACCGCUGUAUCCUUCUCUGUGUAAUCUAAUACCACCUGCGGGGGCAGGGAAAGAAGUGAGCUGGGAUGGGACACUUGCUGUCUCUUCUCUGGAGGUGGAUUGCAGUAACACCCAGAGGGGUAUGGACUGCGGGCAAGGCUCGGGUACGGAUUGGUCAAAAGUUAGAGAGGCGGUAGAAGAAAAAACAGCAGAGAGAAAGGGAAGCGAUGUAACUUACAGGCACUCGGAUGAUAACGUCCGGCCAGCACUGUCCACCCUGAUCGCGCCUGAAGGAGUAGGUGGCGUGUGGGCAGCGCUGUCUGCUCAGGUUGCACCCGUAGGAGAAAGACAAAAUGACGAGAGUCUCCGGACCCACUCCCUACCACAGCAUUCAGACCCACUGAUUCGACCCACACAUCCUUUUACAAGAUUGAGUGUGUAUGCAACCAAUCAGAAGCCUCUACAACAGUCAGUGCAUGAUCAAAGGGAGAUGGGUCUGAGGGGAGGGGUGCGGAGCCCGCAGCUUCCAGCUGUGACUGAAAAGGAUAGUGAAAGGAGAGAGGUGAAUUUGCAUUUAGGAGUUAAGAGAGAUGCACUAACAGAUUGUGGAAAGUUUAGAUCUAGCCUGAUAGAGGAAGGAAAAGUACUGGAGAUCUUCCUGGUAGUAGGGAACAGUAACAGAAUCCCAGAAGGGGUACCCCUCAAUCUGAAAGACAUCACACACCUGAUAGAUUGUGUAGAGAAACAGGGAUUGAAAUCACUCCUUGCUUUAAAUGCAUUAGAAGUCCUGACAGCAUCAGGUCUUCUCUUUCCUCGUGAUGUAAUGAAUCUGAUGCGCAUGGUUUUUAAGCCAGUGCAGUAUACAUUGUGGGCAUCAGAAUGGGUUCCCUUCAGGGACAGGUGGCCAGAUUGAGGCCUGGAGAACAAGCAACAAGAAUUUGCUUGUGAGAGCAAUGCUCUCAAGGCUUGAGACAUCUGCCUUGAUAUUGAAUAGAAUGUUUGUCAUUUUUGAGGUACAUUCCAACAGGUACC
Molecule: messenger RNA, 2102 nt
Organism: Lagopus muta (rock ptarmigan)
Lineage: Eukaryota; Metazoa; Chordata; Aves; Galliformes; Phasianidae
Exons: 2
Coding region: 526-1983 (485 amino acids)
Biological process (GO): viral process
Source: RefSeq, a predicted model, not a curated record